GUGGAGCUCAGUCUGUCAGACUUCAGUGAGUGUUUAUGUCGAUACUGAAGACGAAUAUCCUAAUAUAUCCACUCCUAUAUAUCGACUCCUAACCGCGUUUACAAGCGACAGCUACCCGGAUCCACGGCGGGUUUGUGAAAUGUGCCGUUCGGCGUCUUAAAUGUGUUUUCGAGAAGGAAUAUUUUAAGCCUUGAGCAUCGUAGGGUACUAGCGAAGGCUUGUUACGGCCUGGAGUUGCCGGCAUGUUGUUAGACUAUAAGAUUAGCAUCUCAGUUGCGUGCUGCUGUGAGACUGACAACACGAGAUCUUUUGGUUUUGGCACGGGUUAAGAUAUGAGGCCAGGCUGCCCAUUCAUAGUGGACAUUUGAUGGCAGAGGAUCUUCUGUAACUCACCUGCAGCUAAAUGGGACCAGACAGCGGUCAGAUUGUCAGUCAUAUUGUACUAUUGUCAUUCACUGUAAUCCACUCCAAUAGAGAAGAUGAGAGUUUGGGUAGCUGUCGGUUGCAACUUGGCCUUCAUCCUUGUGGACAUUGUAAUCACCACUGUCCUCUACGUCCAGGGAUCUACCGUUGAAGUGUUUGCAGAUGAUGUCCAGGAUUUUGACAUGCACCACUCCGUCCUGGACCUGUGGGGAACCCUCCUCGUCCGCAUCUGCCUCCUCCUCGGUGGCUCCAUCGGGGUGGUCUGGAACAGGAGCGAGGGACCAAAAAGAGCAGCUUGCCUGGACACGCCGGUGGUUCUCACAGGCCUCGUCAUCUUGACCUAUGCCCUUGCCAAGCUGCUGGUGUUCUCCGAGCAAGGUGACCUCAUGUACGACCCGUGGUUCCUCGGACUGUUCUCCUGGACCGUGGUGGCCGCCAUUGCCACCAUGUUUCUCUGGAAGCUUCUGGCCAAGUUGUCGGACCACGGCGUCGUGGACGGAGAAGAGAGCGAAGAGAGGGAGCAGCUGGUGGACGAAAGUGGAGAUGAGGUGGAAGAGGAGGAGGGAGGGACGAGAAAGGGAAGGAAAGGGGCGAAAAAACAGCCGAACUCCGGGGCCACAUUGGGCCAACUGCUGUCGUACUGUAAGAAAGACUCUGGGCUGCUGACCAUCGCCUUCUUCUUCCUCCUUCUGUCCGCAGUGUGUGAGUCCUUUAUUCCCUAUUUCACUGGAAAGGCCAUAGAUGGUAUCGUGAUCCAUAAGAGUAUGGAUUACUUUGCUAAACCCAUGAUUACUCUGUCUUUGUUGGCCCUGGUCAGUUCUCUGGCCAUUGGGGUUCGAGGAGGCUUGUUCUCAUUGACAUUCGCCAGGCUGAACAUUCGGCUACGUAACCUUCUGUUCCGAUCGCUGAUGCAUCAGGAGAUAGGCUUCUUUGAUGCCAACCAUACAGGUGACAUCACCUCUCGGCUGACCUCGGACACCACAGAGGUCAGCGACCUGAUCUCCCAGAACGUCAACCUUUUCCUGCGCAGCUUUGUCAAGGGCGUGGGCUUCUUGAUCUUCAUGUUCGGCAUGUCUUGGAAGCUGUCUCUCGUCACCCUCAUGGGCUUCCCUUACAUCGCUGUGGUCUCCAAGCUCUACGGCCAGUAUUACAAGAAAUUAACUAAAGAGGUCCAGACGUCGCUGGCGCACGCAAACAAAGUGGCCGAGGAGACGAUCUCGGCCAUGCGGACGGUGCGGAGCUUCGCUAAUGAGGAGCAGGAGGCCAACUCAUAUUACGAAAGACUACUGGAGGUCUUCAGACUCAACAAGAAACAGGCUCUGGCCUACGCCUGCUUCAUGUGGUCCACCUGUAUUUCGGAGCUGGCUUUGCAGGUGGCUAUGCUGUUUUACGGGGGCCACUUGGUGAUAACAGAUCAGAUGAGUGGAGGAACCCUUAUUUCCUUCAUCAUCUAUGUGCUGGAACUGGGCGAAUGUCUGGAGAGCAUAGGAGCGGUGUAUACAGGCCUAAUGCAGGGCGUGGGGGCAGCGGAGAAAGUGUUCGAGUACAUCGACAGGAAACCCAAGCAUGGUCUCGAUGGUCUCGAAGCUCCGGACUCAUUCAGCGGCCUGGUGGAGUUCAAGAACGUGACGUUCGCCUAUCCUACGCGACCUGAGACGGCUAUCCUGAAGGAUGUGUCCUUCAGCAUUCGUCCAGGGGAGGUCACUGCACUGGUCGGUCCAUCGGGCAGCGGGAAGAGCUCCUGUGUGUGUCUUCUGGAGAACUUCUACUCUCCUCAACACGGCCAGGUGCUGCUGGACGGCCGGCCGGUUCAAACCUACCAGCACGGCUACCUUCACUCCAGGGUUGCUAUGGUGGGUCAGGAGCCUGUCCUGUUUGCUCGUUCGGUGCUGAAGAACAUCGCCUACGGCCUCAGCGACACUCCGAUGGAUACGGUCAUUGCAGCUGCUACCAAAGCCAACGCUCAUAACUUCAUCUGCAGUCUUCCCAAAGGCUACAACACAGGUGUCGGGGAGAAGGGGACCCAACUGUCCGGAGGGCAGAAGCAGAGAGUGGCCAUCGCUCGCGCCCUCAUCAGGAACCCCUGCGUGCUCGUGCUGGACGAGGCCACCAGCGCGCUGGACGCCGAGAGCGAGCAUGUGGUUCAGGAGGCCCUGAACGGCGUCAUGGAGAACCGCACGGUGCUGGUGAUUGCCCACAGGCUGAGCACGGUGGAGCGAGCCCACAGCAUCAUCGUGCUGGACGGAGGGUCGGUGGUGGAGCAGGGCCGGCAUGCUGAGCUGAUGGCCCGCGGGGGGCUCUACUGCAGGCUGGUCCAGCGGCAGGUGCUGGGGGUUGAACCUGUGCCCAGAGAACCAUCCUUGAGCAGGAAGGCGGGACAGGAGGAGAGCGAAGGAGAGAGCAGCGAGGACGACCAUGGACCAAAAUACUGAGGAACGUCUGAAACUGUCCCGUCCUUAGAAAGAGCACGAUUACAGCAGCAGUCAAAAGUUUGGGCACACCUGAUUGCAUGGAUGUUUUUCAUAAUCUUAAUGACAUUCUGAGAGCCAAAAACAGUUGUGUGCAAAAGUUUGAGCGUUGGUCAUUGGUCAAAUGACUUGUUUUGUUGAGGGGGGUGAGGGAGGGGGGUGAGGGAGGGGGUUGAGUGUUAACACAAGCACUUAGGGGCAGAUACAUCAUGGCGGCCUGUUUGUUAUUGCUUAAUUUCACUAGCUGGCGAAUGCAGGAGGAGGUCUGAUUGCUAACUUUACGUCUGCGUUUAUUAGCCUCUACGUCAGUGGCUUUGCUAGCAGUCAGGACGUCUUCACUGCUGUGGGGGGAUUCCCAGUGGUUGUAUUAGGUAGUUAUGUAAUGCAUGCUGGGGACUGUAGUGAGAGGCAAGCAAAACUGUGAAUUCUUUCAAAUCGUGAAUAACAUAUUACACCACAAAUAGCAUAUUAAACACUAGUUUUAGGGCUCCCGAGUGGCGCAACCGUCUAAGCGUUGGCCCUGUCAUCAGGAGAUCGCGAGUUUGAUCCCUGGUGAUGCUACAGCCAUCCGUAGCCGGGAGUC
This is a messenger RNA of Colossoma macropomum (tambaqui), 3474 nucleotides long. It is a transcript of the gene abcb9, whose product is annotated as ATP-binding cassette, sub-family B (MDR/TAP), member 9. Gene Ontology annotation, molecular function: ABC-type oligopeptide transporter activity; ATP hydrolysis activity; ATP binding. Gene Ontology annotation, biological process: peptide transport; transmembrane transport. The record is from RefSeq and is a predicted model, not a curated record. Gene Ontology annotation, cellular component: lysosomal membrane. The transcript has 11 exons. NCBI's taxonomy places the organism in Eukaryota, Metazoa, Chordata, Actinopteri, Characiformes, Serrasalmidae. Bases 480 to 2855 code for a protein of 791 amino acids.